AUGAGUUCUUUAAUCGAAGCAUUUGAAGUUGUAAUUGGAGGGUUUAAGAAAACGACAAGUCUGGAAACGAUCAAAGAAGUGUUUCAAGACUACGAAACACUUUCUUUUGAUAUUGAGAGGUAUAACGCAGAUACUUUACUUGACAAAUGUUUAGUUCAACUUACGAGCAAAGAAGAAGUUAAAAAUCUUAUAAAAGAGAAGAACAAAACGAAAUACAAUGGUGCAACGAUAUAUAUUAAUAAAUUUGGUGGAGACAAAACUCGCAAAUCAGUUAUUAUCAAUGGCUUUGGAGCAAACAAGACGGACAAAGACAUGAAAGAAUUUCUUGAAGAGUAUCCCAUUCUAUCUUUUGAACGUUUGAUUGGCAAGAAAGGUGAAAUGAAGUCAGGGAUUGUUGGCGUUAUUGUAAAAAACACUGAAAUUGCAAAUCGAAUUACUGCGAUGGUUCCAAAUAAAUUCGUUGAAGGAAAUUUCCUCAAAAUUAUAGAUUUCAAAAAAGUUCAAUUUGAUGCCAAAAGUGGUAAUAUUUACAAGUUUGAGAACAAAGAAAACAAAAAAAUUGCUGUUGAGGAAAAAACACUAAGCAAAAAUGUUGGUUUGGAAAAGAAAGAUGACGUUGUUAAAGAGGAGAAAUCAGGGAAGAAAGGGCAUCUGAGGAAAAAUUCAGAAGAAAACGAAAAACGUGGGAAGAAACAAGACUGA
Messenger RNA from Entamoeba invadens IP1, 702 nucleotides. RefSeq lists its product as hypothetical. The record is from RefSeq and is a predicted model, not a curated record. Gene Ontology annotation, molecular function: RNA binding. The coding region runs from base 1 to 702 and encodes 233 amino acids. The transcript has a single exon. NCBI's taxonomy places the organism in Eukaryota, Evosea, Mastigamoebida, Endamoebidae.